Rosa chinensis is the source of this 1700-nucleotide messenger RNA. Its product is annotated as phosphatidylglycerophosphate phosphatase PTPMT1. Gene Ontology annotation, biological process: protein dephosphorylation. Bases 539 to 1507 code for a protein of 322 amino acids. Gene Ontology annotation, molecular function: phosphatidylinositol-4,5-bisphosphate 5-phosphatase activity; protein tyrosine/serine/threonine phosphatase activity. The record is from RefSeq and is a predicted model, not a curated record. Lineage: Eukaryota; Viridiplantae; Streptophyta; Magnoliopsida; Rosales; Rosaceae. The transcript has 6 exons.
UCCCUCCAUCCUAACUUCUCGCCUUUCUAUUUCUCUCUCUUGUUUUGCCUCCGUUGGUUUCUCCAAGUUUGUUGAGCGAAAAAAAGGUGGGACUAGAAUCUCGUGCUAUCCUCUCAUCGAAGCACUUCCAAUUCUCUAGGGUUAGGGUUUUCUCCAUAUUCUCCAGAAUUUCCCCAAAUCCCUUUUUGAUCACUCUAUUUCCCGAUCCCCCUCGAUCGCGUCGCCGUCGUCUCCGCCGCUCUCCGGCCGUCCGAUCGACCCUGUUUUCGCAAAACAUGGUCGCGAUUUCUCCCAGGGUUCACAAUCUCUCUAUCUUCAACUCGAAUCUGAUCCCGAUCCUCCAUCUCUCUCACUCUUGUCGACGUUACAGGCUCUCUCUCUUGAUUCUGUGAUUUUGGUGAAGAUCUAGGUUUUUUUUCUUUUCUUUUUUCGAUGCUAGAUAUUGUGUGAUUGUUGUUUGUGUGUAAAUAGUGUGAAAAGCUAGGGGUUUUUGUGGUGUAAUUAGGAGUGAUCUGGUUAGGGUUUGACUUGAGGUGCUAUGUAUAUUGAGGAGUUGAAAGGUGGAGAAGAAGUGGAUUUAGGGCAUGGAAGGGGCAUCGUGGGGUCGGAUGCGAAACGGGUCUUGAUCGGAGCGGGGGCUCGUGCGCUGUUUUACCCGACUCUGCUUUACAAUGUCAUCAGGAAUAAGCUUCAGGCUGAGUUUCGCUGGUGGGAUAAGGUCGAUGAGUUUGUAUUGUUAGGUGCAGUUCCAUUCCCUACUGAUGUGCCUCGCCUAAAGGAGGUCGGAGUUCGUGGAGUCAUCACACUUAAUGAGCCAUACGAGACUUUGGUUCCAACGUCUCUUUAUCAGUCCAAUGGCAUUAGCCAUCUGGUGAUCCCUACCAGAGACUACUGCUUUGCACCAUCGCUGAAUGAUAUAUGUCGUGCUGUAAACUUCAUUAAUGAAAAUGCAUCAAGUGGGAUGACAACAUAUGUUCACUGUAAAGCUGGACGGGGCCGUAGUACGACCAUUGUUAUCUGCUACUUGGUCCAUCACAAGCAGAUGACACCUGAUUCUGCCUAUGAAUAUCUGAAGUCAAUUCGGCCACGUGUGCUUUUGGCCUCUGCUCAGUGGCAGGCUGUUCAGGAGUACUACUAUUUCAUGGUGAAGAAAGCUGUGGUUUACAGCCACUUGACUAAUCUAAUAUUGAAUCCCCCAUGUUCAGCUCCCUCACAUGAUCUCCUUGCAUUUGACGAGGGCUCUGUAGUAGUGGUCACUGAAUCAGAUCUUGAAGGAUAUGAUGCAACUCUCCAGUCUGGUACUGUGGGAAAUGAGAUAUGGGCCGACUUAAGUGUGGUCUAUCGGGUUCGAGUAGCUGGUCAGGCAGCUCUCACAAGGAUUUCAUGCCUGUGGCUCCGUUGCCAUGCCCACCAGGAGAGUUCAGCUAAGAAGUUGGGCAGGGAAAGCAGCUGCUCGAUUACAGCUGAUCAUAUGGGAGGCAUUAGCGUGGACAUACAAGUUUACUGAGGAAAACCUGAGUAAACCGUAAAUACAUAAAAGAUGUUUGCUAAGUGUUUUAUAUUUUUCCUUCUCGUACAUAAAAUGGGAAAUAACAUUAUGUUAGGCUCUGCAAUAAACUCGGUUUUUCUCCAUCCUGUAAAUUGAGUUGGUAUUUUACUUUGAAUCUGAUGAAAGAAAGUUGAGCUUUAUGAGUUUAUCA